Erpetoichthys calabaricus (reedfish) is the source of this 2413-nucleotide messenger RNA. It is a transcript of the gene fermt1, whose product is annotated as FERM domain containing kindlin 1. The record is from RefSeq and is a predicted model, not a curated record. Gene Ontology annotation, molecular function: integrin binding. Gene Ontology annotation, biological process: integrin-mediated signaling pathway; cell-matrix adhesion. Lineage: Eukaryota; Metazoa; Chordata; Cladistia; Polypteriformes; Polypteridae. Gene Ontology annotation, cellular component: focal adhesion.
GGCGGCGCGCCUCAGGUGAGGCACCCUGUUAUUUACCUGCUGCUCGUCCCUGCUUGCGGCAUUCCAGACUGGGCGGGGAUCCUUCAAUCCAGACUUCGUCUGAAGAGAUUCGGGAAGAAAUCUCAGGAAGAGCUGCGCACUGCAGAGAGGAACGACGCCGGUUAACCGUCAAUAGAAUGACCACGGCAGGUGAGUAUGGAGCAAAUUCGUGGGAGCUGUGUGUGCAGGUGGAGCACCAGUAUGAAGGAGAACCCAAGGAAUUUAAACUGAGAGUCUCUGGAGAUCUGCAUGUGGGAGGUCUGAUGUUGAAGUUAGUCGAGAAAAUCCAGAUUAAUCAAGACUGGUCAGAUUAUGGUCUUUGGUGGGAGCAGAAGAACAGCUGGCUGCUGAAAACCCACUGGACGUUGGACAAGUAUGGUGUGCAGGCGGAUGCCAAACUCCUCUUCACGCCACAGCAUAAAGCGCUCAGGCUCCAGCUACCCAAUAUGAAGACCGUGCGGCUCCGAGUCAGUUUCUCUGCUAUGGUGUUCAAGGCUGUGGUGGAAAUCUGCAAGAUGCUCAAUAUAAGAAGGCCAGAGGAGCUGUCGCUGCUGAGAGCUGCAGAUGACAUUCUGAAGAAGAAAAAGAAAAAAGAUAAAAACCGGGAUCCAGUUAUUGAGGACAUUUUAAAUUUGGACAACUCUGCUGUGUUGCCAGGGUCUACAGCAAGUCCUGGACUCUACAGCAAAACGAUGACACCGAUGUAUGACCCAGUCAAUGGAACUCCAGCGUCGUCAACCAUCACCUGGUUCAGCGACAGUCCACUAACAGAGCAGAACUGCAACAUUCUGGCGGUCAGCCAGCCAAGUUGCCCCCCUGAAGUGCUGACUAAGCUGCACCAGCCCUUAACGUUGGGAGACAAGGCAGUAAUCAGUUCUGGAUGGCUCGACUCGUCCCGCUCCUUAAUGGAACAAGGCUUCCAGGAGGAUGACAAACUGCUGCUACGCUUCAAAUACUACAGCUUCUUUGACUUGAAUCCCAAAUAUGACGCAGUGAGAAUAAACCAACUUUACGAGCAGGCGAGGUGGGCGAUUUUACUGGAGGAGAUUGACUGCACGGAGGAAGAAAUGCUAAUGUUUGCUGCUCUCCAGUACCACAUAAGCAAGCUAUCAAAGUCUUCCGAAAAUUUGGAUUUCUCAAACGAACCUGAUGUGGAUGAGGUGGAAGCUGCCCUGGCCAACCUGGAAGUGACACUGGAAGGAGGAAAUACUGACCGAAUUCUGGAGGACAUCACUGACAUUCCAAAGCUUUCGGACAAACUGAAGUUAUUCAGGCCUAAAAAGCUGACCCUGAAAGCGUAUAAGGAGUACUGGUUUGUUUUUAGAGACACCACCAUAUCCUACUACAAGAAUAAGGAGUCCGCCCGAGGAGAGCCAAUCGAACAACUGCAUCUAAGAGGCUGUGAAGUCGUACCCGAUGUUAACGUUACUGGAAGAAAAUUUGGCAUCAAGUUGUUAAUACCAGUGGCGGACGGCAUGAAUGAAGUCUACCUGCGAUGUGAAGAUGAAUCUCAAUACGCAAGGUGGAUGGCUGCAUGUAUGUUGGCAUCAAAGGGAAAAACCAUGGCAUACAGCUCUUACCGGACUGAGGUUCACAACAUCCAGUCUUUCCUGAAAAUGAAAAAUGUGAAUUCCGCUCCUCAGGCACCGGCGUCUUCGGAUCCAGAGGCUAUCGACAUGACUUCGGAGUGCUUUGUGUCUCCACGAUACAUUAAAAAGUACAAAACCAAGCAGCUCACAGCCCGCAUCCUCGAAGCCCACCAGAACGUGUCACAGAUGUCACUCAUGGAAGCCAAGAUGCGAUUUAUUCAGGCGUGGCAGUCUUUACCCGAGUUCGGCAUUGCCUACUACAUUGUAAGGUUUCGGGGCAGUAAGAAGGACGAGAUCCUUGGGAUUUCCUACAACAGACUGAUAAGGAUAGACAUGGCUACAGGCCUGCCAGUUAUAACCUGGAGGUUCUCCAACAUGAAACAGUGGAACGUCAACUGGGAAAUCCGACAGGUGGCAAUUGAAUUUGAUCAGAACGUGUCCAUCGCGUUCAGCUGUUUAAGCUGUGAUUGCAAGAUUGUCCACGAGUACAUCGGUGGCUAUAUCUUCCUUUCCACACGAUCUAAAGACCAAAAUGAAACCCUGGAUGAAGAGCUUUUCCAUAGACUCACUGGAGGACAGGAAUGAAAUGGUUUUCCAAGACGGCUGGAAACAUCGACAUUCUUCUUCCCGAUUUUCUUUUUAAACAUCACGAAGAUCACUCCUCGAGCGAUUUUCAAUGGUCAUUAAACUAGUGUUGGUUAAAAGUCAGACAUUUUCAAGUUAUACCGUAAUGAAGUUAAAAAAAAAAGAAAAAAAUAAUAAAAACAGGUUUUAUUUCUACACUA